GAGGCAUAGAGGCCUGAGUAUUGUGCUGCGCUGUGCCAUUCUUCUUCCUCAUGAAACUUUUUUUUUUUGUUGCUCUUUUAUCUCAAUCCAAAAUUUGAGCUAAAUAUCAUCGGAAGUUGCACACAACAGUUGAACAUGUGAUCAAAUGAUUUGCGGCGUAGAAAUUUGAGUAGAGUAAAGCAAAACUGGGGACAGUUAACAAAACAACAAUAAUGAUCAUACCAGUUAUUAAGCUUGGAACGCUUGCUCUGAGGACCAUCUCAAAGCCAAUCGCUAAUAGGCUCAAGAAAGAUGCCGAUCUUCUGAUCCGCCCGCUGAACGAGGAGAGGGCUGUACAAGCAGCCGCAGAUAUUCUUGGAGAACUCUUCGUUUUCGCAGUAGCAGGACUUGCUUUAGUCUAUGAGGUGCAAAGAAGUUCAAGAGCAGAGGCUAGGAAGGAGGAAAAGAGGAAGCAAGAAAUGGAGGCGAUACAGCAAAAGAACCAAGAACUAGCGAAAGAAGUUGAAACUCUAAAGAAUAAGGUGGAAGAAGUUGGAAAUUUGCAGCGCAAAUUGGAAGAGGUGGAGCUGGCUGCCAAAAGAUGCAGCAUGUUCUGGAAUGCUCAGACAACUGCUUACAGAUCGGAAAGCAGACUCAAGCAAGCAACACAGGAGAGUUCAUGCACUGACUUAGGCACAAUUGGAUACAAUUGACCCACAAAUGUUGCCGCCCAAAGAAACAUGCUCUUUGAAAGCGGUAUUUUACAAGUUGCCCUCUGCGUGCAACUGAUAAGCGUAUUUUCCUAGCAAUUACUAUGGUGUGAAAGUGAAAACUUUUCACUACAUUUUGGUGAGAUAGGAGAAGCUUUUGCUAGUAAUUCGCUGAUGCUUGCCCUCCGUACUCGAGCUUUCAAUCUGUGAAGCUGGUUUCUAAGCUGAAUUGAUUUUGUUCAGAUGGCUACCGAGCA
Coffea arabica (coffee) is the source of this 946-nucleotide messenger RNA. RefSeq lists its product as uncharacterized. Gene Ontology annotation, cellular component: mitochondrion. Lineage: Eukaryota; Viridiplantae; Streptophyta; Magnoliopsida; Gentianales; Rubiaceae. The record is from RefSeq and is a predicted model, not a curated record. Gene Ontology annotation, biological process: regulation of lipid metabolic process.